Messenger RNA from Carya illinoinensis, 842 nucleotides. RefSeq lists its product as uncharacterized. NCBI's taxonomy places the organism in Eukaryota, Viridiplantae, Streptophyta, Magnoliopsida, Fagales, Juglandaceae. The coding region runs from base 177 to 584 and encodes 135 amino acids. The record is from RefSeq and is a predicted model, not a curated record. The transcript has 5 exons.
GUCCCGCGCACUUAUUUGAUCAUUAUUAUUUUAAGAGUACGGCUAGGGACAGGCUGUUUGCAAACGACUUUGACGUGGCAUUUGGCCAUGUCAUUAAUUAUAUUUAAAGAAAAAAAGGUAGAAAGAGAACAAAACGCAAAACUCUAGCGGGAAGGAGUACGAACGCAAAUUGAACUAUGAAGGGGGAAAAUUGCAGAUUCAGCCGGAAGGGGGAAAAUCACAGAUUCAAGCCGGAAGGGAAAAAUCGCAGAUUCAAACCGAAAGGGGAAAAUCGUAGGCCUCUGCAUUGCUCUUUCUCUCUCGUAGAUCUCAUCCUCUCUCAAAAGAUGGAAAAAGAGAAAGAAGAUGCAUCCCGCAUAACACCUCCUAUCACUAAUCCAUCAACCCUGGACAUAUCAAGACCACUUUAUUCAGGCAUUUCAAACUACAUGCCAAGUUACAAUAGUCCAACGCCUCAUGCGUGGUUACCACCUUUUAUGCCUUAUCCAAGUGCCAACUCAUAUCCAUGGAGCAACCAAGUGAUCGUUGGAUGUAACACUUAUGGAACUCUGCUUCCCCUGCUGCGUCAAGUACUGCUGCCCUGAGUAGUUCCGCUACCUUGUAUAGUUCCGCCAUACCAAUGAUGGGCCUCCUCCAACUGCCUACCCAUAUCUAUGAAGCAACCAGCAACAAACAUGGAACUCUACGAUCGCUCCCAUGUCUAGUUUCGCAACCAAUGUUAGCUCUAGUGUAGCUACCAGUUCUAUGUACAAAGCAACGCUACUGUAGCUGCUAGCUCUUGUUCAACUUUACCAACAUUUGUUCUUCCGACAAAUGCCAACUCAUAUCCAUGUGGCAGGGAG